ACAGUUCAUGAGUCGCGCGACAAUGUUGCGAAUUUCUGCUCGGUUUUAUUGCAAAAUUGCAACUCAAUCCAGUUUUAAAGCGGCCGAGUACAAAACCAAAAUAAAAAAAGAUAAAAAACUGAAUUUUACGCAGCUACUGCAUCCGACAAAGGUACCACAGACGCCCAUACCGGCGGCUUUUCCGGACCCCUCCGAAAACGCCAUCGAAAUAGAUACCAAAACAAUUCAAUUGCUAGAGCGUUUAUCGUUGGUGGAUCUGGACAGUGACCAGGCGCUGGCCACGCUCAAAAGCAGUAUACAAUUUGCCGAUAAAAUAGCGCACAUAGAUACGCAAAACGUGCGCCCACUGUACACGGUGCUGGAGAGACAGCAGCUGCAGUUACGCAACGACCAGGUUACAGCGGGCGAUAGCCGAGCAGAGCUGCUGCGCUGCGCCAAGCGGACAGACGAGGAUUACUACGUGUCACCGCCGGGCAACAUACCGCUGGAGCAAUAAUAAGCAUGUCCAAUCGCCUG
Drosophila novamexicana is the source of this 516-nucleotide messenger RNA. RefSeq names its product glutamyl-tRNA(Gln) amidotransferase subunit C, mitochondrial (gene GatC). The coding region runs from base 8 to 496 and encodes 162 amino acids. Gene Ontology annotation, molecular function: glutaminyl-tRNA synthase (glutamine-hydrolyzing) activity. The record is from RefSeq and is a predicted model, not a curated record. Gene Ontology annotation, biological process: mitochondrial translation; regulation of translational fidelity; glutaminyl-tRNAGln biosynthesis via transamidation. The transcript has a single exon. Gene Ontology annotation, cellular component: glutamyl-tRNA(Gln) amidotransferase complex; mitochondrion. NCBI's taxonomy places the organism in Eukaryota, Metazoa, Arthropoda, Insecta, Diptera, Drosophilidae.